This is a messenger RNA of Saccostrea echinata, 812 nucleotides long. RefSeq lists its product as uncharacterized. The transcript has 4 exons. The record is from RefSeq and is a predicted model, not a curated record. Lineage: Eukaryota; Metazoa; Mollusca; Bivalvia; Ostreida; Ostreidae. Bases 8 to 598 code for a protein of 196 amino acids.
ACUGACAAUGGAUUGGAAUCCCAUCUUUGUUUUGUUGAUCUUCAUAACAAUUGAAGGUACACUACUCGCAGAGAACCUUGACAAUCGAAUUUGCAAAGAGCUUAAGAGAGACCUUAACUGCCAUACCUUAACCAGGCAUAGUGAAAAACGGCGUAUCCUGGGACCUGAACACGAGUAUUUUAAAGCAUAUUAUACAGAAAAGGGUCUUCUUAGUGUUUACAACAGGCUGAGACGUAACGGAUUAAUAGAUGAUUGGAGUCCACUUGGGGCAACUUCAUACAGUAACGCCAUUGCUACAUCAACAAAUUAUUACAGAUUGCAAGCAGAAGCAGGCAGAAAUGUGAAUGCUCAAAUAAAUCGAAUUAAAAGAAUCCUAGCCUAUCGGCGUCAAGACGCUAAAAAUCACGGUGGUGGUGAUAGGGGUCAUAAUUCAAACAUCACCAACUGGCAGAAUGGACUGGAGCUAAUUCAAGGUGGACGAGAUCGAUUUCGAAAUGGGUAUCGUACAAAUAGGAGGAGGAACAGGAGACAUCGAAGAUUGAGCAGGCAUCGCAAUUCGAGGCGCAGAAGAGAAGGCAACAGAAGAAGAAGGAGUUGAUUUCUCCAGAGCAGAUGACGAAGUGAAAGACGAUUCUCUUGUUUAUUGUAGAGCAUAUUUGUAAAAUAUGCAAUAUGUACAAACACUUUCUGAUAUUUAAUUAAAAAAAAUGUCAGCAGUAUUUUAUCUAACUACUUGAUAGCUACUCAAGAAUUGAACGACGUUAUUCAGCUAGCACGGUGUUAUGGGCAACCUUUGCUCUGCAGACAUAUUC